AUGAAGAGAGCACAUUCCGAGCUCUUUUCUCCCUACCGCUUUGUUGGAGUUGUCACAGGAGAUGUUGCCCCGUCUGUACGAACCACCUUUGUUGGAAAGAAGUCAAUGAUUUCGCUUCUUUGUCCAAUUGACAAUGUUGUGAUUCAAUAUAACGGCCAAAAGUUGAGAGCAGUUGGGAUGUCAGACCCUCUUCCACAAAAAAUCACCGCGAUUGCCUCCUCUAGCUCAUGUGUGUAUGCUGCAGCCGGAACUGAAAUAUUCGUCUUGCCAUUUUGUCGCGAAGUUUCGAAAAAAGUCAAAGUUGAUACAAUGACAAAAUUAAUGUAUCUUAUUGGAGAUCAAUUGAUCGUUGUAGACGUCAACAAUGGAAUUCGUGUUCUUAAUAUUGAAGACGAUUUUGAAACAUAUCUGUAUUUAGAAGGAAGUGAAGAUUUCGAAAUUACCUCUCUUCUUCAUCCGAGCACUUAUCUCAACAAAAUAUUGCUAGGCUCAAAGUCGGGCAAGCUGAGAAUUGUGAAUUUUCGAACGGGGAAAGUCGUUCACGAAUUUCAAAAUGGCUUUGGUAGUGCAAUUACUGCAUUAGUCCAAAGCACAGCGCUAGAUAUUGUUGGAAUUGGCUUACAAAACGGGCAAGUAUUGCUGAUGAAUCUGAAAAUGGACAAAAUAUUGGGCAAAUUCAAGCACGAUGCCAAAAUCACCGCUAUUUCUUUCAGAAACGACGGAGAAGAGGAAAGUAUGGUAACAUCGGAUGAAAAUGGAACAUUGGCGGUUUGGAACCUCGAAAAACAGGAAUUAAUUGGAAAAGUUACAAAGGUUCACUCGGCAGAUGUGAAUUUACUUCAUUUUGUUCCAGGGGAACCUAUUAUGCUUUCCGCUUCUUGUGACAACUCUUUGAGAUGUUGGAUUUUUGAUGGUGCCGAUGGAAUGCCACGAGAACUCGUCCAGCUUGAAGGUCAUGCUAAGCCGAUAACCUCAGUGAGCUUCUCGAGCAAACAUCAUGUUCUGUCAUCGGGUCUCGACGGAUCUGUUCGCAAAUACGACGUUACUUCUAUAACGAUGCGACAAAAGCUUGGAACGAGCGCUCUUAUGUCAAAGGCCAAAGCUAAAAAGAAAAAUGUGGAUUUCGAAACUGUGCGUCUCGAGAACGCGAUAGAAAUGGCUGUUGGAUGGCAACGCGAGGCGGCUUGGGAUAAUGUCGUAUGUAGGCAUAAGGAUACUCUCGAAGUGACAACUUGGACGACGAGGAAAAAUUGUGCGGGCUCAAUAACGAUCGUGCAUGAUCGUUUUAAAACUGAUCCGAACUUGAUUGGAACGGUCGCGACUGCAAUCUGCCUGUCGCCAUGUGGAAAUUUUGUUUUUGUUGGAUACUCGAGCGGCCAUUUGGACAAGUUCAAUGUUCAAUCCGGGCGUCAUAUUCACUCAUUCACGGAAACAAAGUUCAAAUCGAACAAGAAAAAGCAGGGAAAAGUCGAAAUGCUUCGACAGAGAGCCAUUGCUCAUGAAUCAGCCAUCACUUGCAUAUCAGUAGAUCAAAAAGGAGGCGAAUUAGCGAGUGGGUGUGAAGGAGGAGUCAUUAGAUUUUGGAAUUUAAGCACAAACCUUUGCUUCCUUCGUCUCCGAACACCAUCGCUGAGGUUAAAAAUGAGCAAAUCUUGUGACACGAACAAUUUGUUUGCUGUCGUUUGUGAAGACCCAGAAGGAAAAGCUUCUGUAGUCAUCAUCGAUGCGAUUUGUCACAGGAUUGUGAGAACAUUCAAUACUGUUGGUGAUAAAGUCACAAGCGUUGGAUUCUCAUCAGACGGAAAAUGGCUCCUUGUCGCCGAUAAUAAGUGCUAUAUUCGUGUGUUCGAAUUAUCCACAUCCAACCUAAUUGACGUUCUUCUAUUCGCGAAACCCUGUGUUGGAUUGUCUUUCAAUCCUACCGGAGAGUUUCUGGCCACCGCCCAUGAUGGAGAGCAGGCGUUAUACAUCUGGGCGAAUAAGACAUUGUUCCUGUCUUACGUCAAAAUUCAAGCACUUCCGGAAAAUUUCGUGCCCACGUGGGAAGACCAAGAAAACAAGGCUGAUGUGUGCAUUGAUGAUGACGAUGACGAUACAAUAUUUGAUGAGGAGAUACGAAAAAUGCGAGAACUUCAGAUUGAUGAUUCCCUUAUCACAUACUCCGGGUUGGCUCCAUCGAGAUGGGCAAACCUUCCAGAUUUGGCUUUGAUUAAAGAGCGUAAUAAGCCAACGGAAGCACCAAGGAAGAUCAAACAGGCGCCAUUCUUCUUAGCCGCUGCACCAACAUUAGAAGGAUUCGAGUUUGAGCAAACUAUUGGAGAGGGUGAAGAAGAUAUUGAUCAGAAGGCUUUGAAUGCGAAGAUAAGUCUUUUGGAAUUGGAGAGCUCAUUCACCGCAUUACUUCGAAAAGCCAAAACUGAAAAACAAUUGUUGGAGGCUUUUGAAACUCUCAAAGCAAUGUCGGUUUCGGCGAUUGAUUUUCAAAUUCGAUCAAUGACGCCAACCGUUUUUUCAGCUUUCUUCAGAAUGUUUGCGGAGGUGCUGAAAACGCGUCGAGACUUUGAACUUGUCCAAUCCUACAUGGCGACGGCCAUAAAAAUUCACAGAACAAAACUGUGGAGCAAUGAAGACGGCAACGAUGAACUGCAAGAAGUUCUCGGAGAACUCAUGCGGCUACAAUUGAACGCCUGGGGCGAAUAUGAGGAUUUGCUAAUGGAAGACACUGCCGUCGUGCAAUGGAUCAAAAACGCACUCUUGUAA
Messenger RNA from Caenorhabditis bovis, 2760 nucleotides. NCBI's taxonomy places the organism in Eukaryota, Metazoa, Nematoda, Chromadorea, Rhabditida, Rhabditidae. The record is from the annotation of a GenBank genome assembly.